Molecule: messenger RNA, 1848 nt
Organism: Arabis nemorensis
Lineage: Eukaryota; Viridiplantae; Streptophyta; Magnoliopsida; Brassicales; Brassicaceae
Source: the annotation of a GenBank genome assembly
AUGCAAAGGCGCUUCCUUUCGUCGGUUUCAGGCACAAGUAAAACCCUAAAUCAUCGGAGAUGGAAUGUGAAGCAGGUGAAAAACUCCAACUUUAGCUCCGCCCUUGAUGAGAUUCGCACUUCAAUCGAUUCAUCGGACUUCGUAGCUCUCUCGCUACAGAACACCGGCUCCUACGCCGCCGCGUGGCACCGUGUAUCCGCCAUUGACACCCCGGAGACGAGUUACUUGAAAGCUAAAUACGCCGCCGAACGCUACCAGAUCUUCCAGUUCGCUCUCUGCCCAUUCUCCCUUCGCGGCUCCAAACUCACCGUUCACCCAUAUAACUUCCAUUUGUUUCCAAGAGAUGAAUUGAAGUUAGGAAUGCCUUCUUAUAGCUUCUCUUGCCAAGCUUCCCGUUUAACGGCCAUGGCUAGAGAAGGAUUUGAUUUCAAUACCUGCAUCUAUCAAGGAAUUUCAUACUUAUCAAGAACACAAGAAUCUGCAUCCAAGUUUCUCUCAGGGAAUCCGAUUUUAGCUGAUGCCAUCACUGUGCCUUCUUCUCCAGCGACUGUAGCUGAUACUGUCUUCGUAGGAAGGAUUAGGUCACGCGUCAAGAAUUGGAGACAAUCUUGUUUAGAUACGACAUCAAAGACAGAAGAUGAUGAUUUGGUGAGCUCUCUGAGGAAACUGGUGCUUGGGAGUGAGCAGUAUGGUUCAAGGCUAUGCUUGACUAUUGAUGUUUGCAGUGAGCGUCAAGUGCAACUCAUCCUAGAGAUGUUGACAGAGUUCUCUGACGAUGUUGUGCCUCUACUCAUUGCUUCAAAGAGCAGAGGAACACAAGCAGUUCGUGCUGUCUUCAUGAGUUCGAAGGAGGACAUGGAUCUCUUUAAGAAAGAGCUUCAAAAUCUUGAAAACGAAGAAAACAGGCGAGUUCGUGGCUUCCGAGAAGUGAUCGAUUUGAUUUCUUCUUCACAGAAACCUGUUGUUUCACAGAACUACCUUAGCGAUUUCACUUCCAUUCAUGCUAAAUUUUUGGGUCCUCUACCUUCGAAUGUCGAUGACUUCAGCAGUUCACUGAGCUCAGCUUUUCCCGAUGUUGUGGAUCUCAGUCAGUUCAUGAAAGAAAUUAGUCCCUUAAGUAAUAUAAGCAAUCUACCAGCAGCUAUGUCCUCCUUAAAUCGGUUCUUUGCACCUGUGGAUGUGGAAGUGGCAAAUCAAGGCUGUCCGAUCAAAUUAAACGAGGACCAUCAGAGUCAUGGACAGAAUGCUGUGAUGAUAUCUCAGCUUUUUGCAAAACUAUGUACCAUACAGAAAUCAGAUCCAUCAUCUGUCCAAUCAAAUGAAGAUUUCCAACCUUUGGCGUCCGAUGAAUAUGCAAGUUCUGUCACCUCUUGCGCUAGAAACGCAGGCGAUGAAAAUGUUAAAAUCUGGUCAAAGAACAGCCGAAGAGUAAGCUCUGAUAAUUUGGUGUUGAUAUGGGGAUUGGGGAAAAAGAUGACAGCUGCAAUGCUGAAGAAUGCUCUACAACAGGCACCCCCCGUUUUCGUGCAGGAGUUUGAUGUUAAAUUUUUAGACAGAAGCUGUGCAAUUUUGGUAUUUUGGGAGUCAGGUUCCUCAGAAACUUUCCUCACAGCGGUUAACAAUGAAGAGCAACUCGGUGAGUCCUUAAGAGAGAUGGUUGCAGAAGGGCUAAGAGUGGCAGGUUAUGAUACUUACAAGAGAGCAUGUAGAUUAGGUUUCUGGGAGGCUGACUUGGCGGAUUCUUUAGAGAAAACAUUAGAAUCUUCUGAUACUGAAUCUGAUUCAGACACCAAACCGUCAGAGAUUGAUUGGACAAGUGAAUUAGCUAUCAAUUUUGAUGAGCUAUGA